AUGAAUAAAAGCGCAAAGUUUAUAUCAGAAGGAGGAUCUUCACAUAGGCCACCACUAUUUGAAGGAGAUGACUACUACUAUUGGAAAGACAAGAUGAAACUAUUUCUUAGAUCACAAGAUACGCACAUGUGGACUGUGAUUGAAGUUGGUGAUUAUGCUCCAUUAGUAAAAGACUCUCCUACUCCAAAGACAAAAGAUGAAAUGACAACUCAAGAAGCAGAUAGGGUACUUCUAAACACUAAAGCUCAAUUAUUUAUUAAAAGUGCUUUGUGUAGGGAAGAAUAUGACAAGAUCAUGGAAUGCAAAACGGCCAAAGAAAUGUGGACAACACUCCAAACUCACCAUGAAGGAACAAGUCGUGUCAAGGAAACAAGAAUUGACACUGGUGUUAGAAAAUUUGAGCUAUUUGAAAUGAAGGAAGAUGAAUCAAUUGAUCAGAUGUAUGGAAGAUUCACAAUUAUCAUAAAUGAACUUAACUCAUUAGGAAAGAAAUUCUCUAUACAUGAAAGAGUGAGAAAAGUACUUAGAUGUUUACCAAAAAGUUGGAGACACAUAGUAACAGCAAUCACAGAGUCAAAAGAUCUCACUGAGGUUAAAUUAGAAGAUCUCAUUGGAUCUUUAAAAGCUCAUGAGUCCAUUCUCCAGGAAGACAAACCUAUGAAAAACAAGAUGAUUGCAUUAGAUUCACAAACUAAAGAACGUUCUAAGAACAAAGAAGUAGUGGAGGAAGACAACAAGUUUCUUCAAGAAGAUGAUGAAGAAGAGUUAGCAUUUUUAUCCAGAAGAAUACAAAAGCUAAUGAUGAGAAGAAAUCAGAUUAAGAAGAACUUUCCACCAAGAAGAAAUGGAUCUAAACCAGAAGUGGAUGUCAGCAAAAUACAAUGCUAUGGAUGUAACCAAUUUGGACACUACAAGAAUGAAUGUCCUAAACAAAAGAACUCUCCUUACAAAUCCAUGAUGGUAACCUGGGAUGAGUUGGAUGAAGUGCAAGAAGCAGAAGAAGAACAAGAAGCUAAUGUAUGUCUCAUGACAAAUGCAAACAUUGAAGAGGUAACUCUAGAUCCUUGCUCAUCAUGUCAAAAAACUGAACAUCUCUUUGAUAAUCUUCUAUAUGACUCUCAAAUUCUAAAUUCUAAAAAUGGUCAACUUAGAGAUGAAGUCACUAAGUUAACCAAAGAAAGAGAUGAAUAUAAAUCUGAUAAUGAUAUAAUGAAGGAAAUAAUUAAAAAUAUGCAACUUGCACAUGAAGGACUUUCUAAGCAAAUUAAAGAACUUAGAGACAAUCAGAAGAUAAAAGAAUAUUCUAUGAUUCAAAAAGAGAAUAUCAUUUUAAAACAAAAAGUGUCUAAACUUGAAAAAGACUUAACUAAAUUUGUCAGUACCACAGAAACUUUUGAAAAUAUAUUAGGAUCACAAGUUAAUUCAUAUAGUAGAAAUGGAUUGGGAUACAAACCUUUUCAAAAUAAGAAACUGAUUGAAAAUGUUUUUGUUCCUCAUAAAGAAAAAAGAUUUCACAAAUAUAAAUGCACAUUUUGUCACAAGGAUGGACAUCUUGAACCAUUUUGUUUUAAAAAGAAAUCUCUCUAUAGAUCAGAACAUUCUCAGAACAAUCUGAAAAGAAAUCUUUAUUCAACACCUCCUUAUAAGAGAUCAUCUUAUCAAUAUAAGAAGAUGCCUUAUAAGAGUACUAACCUUCAAGGACCCAAAAAAUUAUGGGAAUGUCAUCUAGCAAUGAAGAAAAAGCCUUGGUACUUGGACAGUGGUUGCUCAAGACAUAUGACAGGAGAUAGACAAAGCUUUCUUUCAUUUGAAAAGAAGGAAGGAGGAACAGUUACCUUUGGAAACAAUGAAAAAGCCAGUAUAAGAGGUAAAGGUACUAUUGGUAAGAAUAACUCUGCAAAAAUUGAAAAUGUUCACUAUGUAGAAGGACUUAAACAUAACUUGAUUAGCAUUAGUCAAUUAUGUGACAAUGACCUUGAAGUUAUUUUUAGAUCUCAUACAUGUGAAAUAAAACAAUCUGACAAAACUCUUUUCUAUGGAUCAAGAAUAAAGAAUGUAUAUGUCAUAUACUUAGAUGAACUACCUACUGAAUCCUGCUUUGUUUCUCUUGAAAGAGACAAAUGGAUUAGGCAUAAAAGGGCUGGACAUAUAAGUAUGAAGACUAUGUCAAAACUUUCUAAACUUGAUUUAGUUAGAGGCUUACCUGACAUUAGUUUUGACCUAGAUAAAGUGUGUGAAUCUUGUGCAAAAGGUAAACAAGUUAAAAGUAGUUUUAAACCAAAAGAUUUUGUUUCAACAAAAAGACCUCUUGAACUACUUCACAUAGAUUUAUUUGGACCAGUCAAAACUACUAGUCUUGGUGGCAAAAAUUAUGGUUUUGUCAUAGUUGAUGACUUUUCAAGGUUUACUUGGAUAGAGCCAAGAUCAAUAAAUGAAGCUAUCACUGAUGAAUCUUGGAUUGAAGCCAUGAAAGAAGAACUCCUGCAAUUUGAAAAGAAUGAGGUUUGGAAUCUAGUACCACUUCCACAAAAUCACUCAAUCAUUUUCAAAUCUAAGAAAGCCAAAUCCUAUGAUUCCUCAAAAAUCAGAAGAUCAUCUCGCAUUAUGUCUGGAAUUGGUACAGGAAAGAAACCUAUGGUUGACAACACUGUACACACCAUUCAUGAUUCAGAUUCUAACAAAACCAUCUCAGAUUCUGAACUUGAAAAAAUUGUGCUUGAACCUCUCACCUCAUCAAAAUCUGUACCUGCAAAACAUUCACCUGUUUCAAUCAAGAAGGGUUCUGCUACUGCUGUCAAAGCUCCUAAGAAAAAGAGCUUACCUAGAAGGAAAAGACCUCAAGCUGAGCUGCUUGAAGUUCCACUCAUCCAUCCUGAAGAAGAAGCUAAGUUUGAGCAAUAUUGGAAAAUCAAACCUGUUGCUUCUGGAAGAGUUUAUGAUUUUGAAGAAAUUUCUAAAGGAGGAGUAGACUUGCUCAAGUUUGUUGAACCACUAGGAUGGACAAAGUUUUUUCAAAUGAAGGAUACUAUAAUGCCUCUGAAGGUGUGA
Messenger RNA from Trifolium pratense (red clover), 3048 nucleotides. RefSeq lists its product as uncharacterized. Lineage: Eukaryota; Viridiplantae; Streptophyta; Magnoliopsida; Fabales; Fabaceae. The coding region runs from base 1 to 3048 and encodes 1015 amino acids. The transcript has 3 exons. The record is from RefSeq and is a predicted model, not a curated record. Gene Ontology annotation, molecular function: nucleic acid binding; zinc ion binding.